Neogale vison (American mink) is the source of this 1244-nucleotide messenger RNA. RefSeq names its product SH3 domain binding glutamate rich protein like (gene SH3BGRL). The record is from RefSeq and is a predicted model, not a curated record. Gene Ontology annotation, cellular component: cytoplasm. Lineage: Eukaryota; Metazoa; Chordata; Mammalia; Carnivora; Mustelidae. The transcript is spliced from 4 exons. Bases 434 to 778 code for a protein of 114 amino acids.
UCAUUCUAAUGUAAUUUAAUUCAAUGCUCCCUUUUGUUUUUUCUUUCUCCUCUACCACUUCUUGCGGAUAGAACAGUCAACAGAUCUGUUUCAACAGAUCUCGCGGUGCUAUUCGAGAUUCCCUAUUUAAAAAAAAAAAAAAAAAAAAAAAAGAAAGAGAAAGAAAGGAAGGAAGGAAGGAAGGAAGGAAGGAAGGACGGAAGGAAGGAUGCAAAGGAGCCUGUGUUUUCCAGGCUUUGGGGCUGGGACUGCAGUGUUCUGAGCUCACUGAAAGCAGUCAAAGGAGGAGGCGGGACUUGGUCGAGUUCCCCUUCCACCUUCCCCCACCCUUCUCUUCCCACCUCUCUUCCACCUCUACCUCGAUUCCAGCCUUUGCGGCAGCUGCUCUCUAGCUGUUUGCACGACCCAAAGAACAGCGGCCUUUGUUCCCAGGAUGGUGAUCCGUGUGUAUAUUGCAUCUUCCUCUGGUUCUACGGCGAUUAAGAAGAAACAGCAAGACGUGCUUGGUUUUUUAGAAGCUAACAAAAUAGGAUUUGAAGAAAAAGACAUUGCAGCCAAUGAAGAGAAUCGGAAGUGGAUGAGAGAAAAUGUACCUGAAAACAAUCGACCAGCCACAGGAUACCCUCUGCCACCUCAGAUUUUCAAUGAAAGCCAGUACCGUGGGGACUAUGAUGCCUUCUUUGAAGCCAGAGAAAAUAAUGCAGUGUAUGCCUUUUUAGGAUUGACAGCCCCACCUGGUUCAAAGGAAGCAGAAGCUCAGGCAAAGCAGCAAGCAUGAACCUUAAACAUUCUGCCUUAAGCAUCCUGAAAAAGGAGUCUCUAUUGCUUUUAAAAUCAUCUUGGCUUCAAGAGAAAUCAGCUUAAUGUUGAGAUAAUAGAUUAGUUGGUUUUUUCACAUACAAACAAUAACGAAUACAUAACUAAAAUAUGAAUAUUAUGAUGAGGAUAAUGGGAGGUGUGCAUAAAAAUUUUAGAUGUCAUGAAAUAGUAUUGUUCUCUUCCAAGGCAUUUUAUGUACUUCGGUUACUUUAAAAAGCGAAGACCUGUCCUUUUUUUGUGGUAUUAUUAUUGCAGCUUAAGUAUUUCUGUAGCUUUAUGUUGAGGAAUUUAAAAUACAGAGUGAAAGAAAGAAUCCAUCUCUUGUCCCCAAAUUGCCUCAUUAAUUUUAGUUAAUAAAAAUAUGUACCAUUUUUUAAAUGGUAUAGUCACUUUGUUUUUUUUUUUGUUUGUUUUGUUUUGUUUUA